GGCGCCGGCGCCACACAAGGGCCGGGGGGGAGGGGGCGGGCGGUUGACGUGGGCGGCCGGGCCGGGGCCCGCGGAGCGGAGAGCGCGGCCGCGCCGGGAAGUCGCCGCUUCCCGGCCUCCUCCGCCCCGCCCCCGGCAGCCCCUCCCGCCCGGCUGGGAGCGCUCCGGGCAGCGGGGGUGCCGCGGCGCGCAGCGAGCUGCGUGCGGCAGAGCGCGGCCGCCGGAGCCUGGCUCGCGGGGAGCUCGGGGGAUGGACGCUCGGCCACCGAUGCCGCGGCGCGAGCCGUGCAGCAGACGGAGCGGACCGGAGAGCGGCGGCGAGUGCUCCGCCGGGCGACGGGGAGCGCGGCUUAGUGCCCUCGCGUCUCGGACCCUCGGCUCUCCGCGAGGCUUCCGUCCGCUCGGACCUUCCGUGAGCUGCUGAGGUGUGAGCGUGUGGCCGCGGCUCACACCGGCGAGUGCUGAGCUCCGGCGGCGACCGGGCGCUACCACUGCCGGCAUCUGGUGGAACGAACCUGCCUCGCGGCUCUUUGAAACGCGUUUGGCUCUGACCCGGCCAGGACACGCAGAGGUGAGGGCUCUCUGGCUGACCUGAGUGCAGACACAGAGAAGAGGAUCUGUGGAGCGCUGAGUGGAGGAAGUGCAGGUGGACUUUCAUCCUGCCCAGCCAGAGAAGGGAGCAGGAGGAGUCCUGUGGUGCUACCUGUGCUUGUGUGAGUGCUGAGUAUACACGGGUGCUCCGUGCAUUUGUGCCUGCUGGGAAUGCAUCUUCAGCUUUCCUGCUGGGACCUGGGGAUAUUCAACAACAGCAGCAGCCUCGCCUCCAGUGCUGUUGGAUCUGCUGUGGACCAUGGAUUUUCCAGGACACUUUGAGCAAAUCUUUCAGCAGCUCAACUACCAGAGGCUUCAUGGCCAGCUUUGUGACUGUGUCAUUGUGGUGGGAAACAGGCAUUUCAAAGCCCAUCGCUCUGUUUUGGCAGCAUGUAGCACACAUUUCCGAGCCCUAUUUACUGUAGCGGAAGGAGAUCAGACCAUGAACAUGAUUCAGCUGGACAGUGAAGUGGUGACAGCGGAAGCUUUUGCUGCGCUGAUAGACAUGAUGUAUACUUCCACACUAAUGCUUGGGGAGAGCAACGUUAUGGAUGUCUUGCUGGCUGCUUCUCACUUACAUUUGAACUCUGUCGUUAAAGCCUGCAAGCACUACCUUACUACCAGGACGCUGCCCAUGUCUCCACCGAGUGACAGAGUUCAAGAGCAAAACGCACGCAUGCAGAGGUCUUUCAUGCUCCAGCAGCUUGGACUGAGCAUUGUGAGCUCUGCCUUAAGUUCUACUCAGAGCACGGAGGAACAGCCAAAUGCGAUGAGCUCCUCGAUGAGAAGUAACAUCGAGCAGCGCACUACUUUUCCCAUCCGUCGUCUCCACAAACGUAAGCAGUCUUCUGAAGAUCGGGCCAGGCAGCGCAUCAGGCCCACCAUGGACGAGUCUGUUUCUGACGUGGCUGCAGAGAGCGGGCAGUCAGUUGUUCAUUCACGGGAAGAUUUCUUCUCUCCAGAUUCGCUGAAGAUUGUGGACAACUCUAAGGCCGAUGCUGUUGCUGAUAACCAGGAGGAUAAUACUAUCAUGUAUGAUCAGUCUUUCAGUGCUCAGGAAGACGCACAAGUGCCCAGUCAGUCUGACAACAGCGGAGGCAACAUUUCACAGAUGUCCAUGGCGUCGCAGGCAACACAGGUGGAAACCAGCUUUGACCAGGAGGCUGCUUCUGAGAAGAACAACUUCCCAUGUGAGAAUCCAGAGGUCGGUCUGAACGAAAAAGAGCACAUGAGAGUGGUGGUGAAGUCUGAGCCCUUGAGUUCGCCAGAGCCUCAAGAUGAGGUGAGCGAUGUCACUUCCCAAGCAGAAGGCAGUGAGUCUGUUGAAGUGGAAGGAGGAGUAGUGAGCGCAGAGAAGAUAGAGCUGAGUCCCGAGAGCAGUGAUCGUAGCUUUUCUGACCCACAGUCCAGUACUGAUAGAGUGGGAGACAUCCAUAUAAUGGAGGUGGCAAAUAACCUGGAACACAAGUCUACUUUCAGUAUCUCGAAUUUUCUAAAUAAAAGCAGAGGUGGUGGCUUCAGUGCUAGUCAGAACAGCGAUGACAACGUUCCAAAUACUACCAGUGACUGCAGAAUGGACAGUGAUGCCUCUUACCUGAUGAGUCCGGAGGCGGGGCCUGCUGGAGGCCAUCCGUCUGCCACCGUCUCUCAUGUUGAGAAUCCGUUUAGUGAGCCUGCAGACUCUCAUUUUGUCAGACCAAUGCAGGAUGUGAUGGGUCUCCCCUGCGUACAGACUUCUGGGUACCGGACGGCAGAGCAGUUCAGCAUGGAUUUUCCACGGUCGGGCUUGGGCUUGCACUCCCUGUCAAGGGCAAUGAUGGGCUCGGUGAGAGGUGGAGCUAGCAACUUUCCUGGCUACCGACGCAUAGCCCCCAAAAUGCCUGUGGUGACCUCUGUCAGGAGUUCCCAGCUGCAAGAUAACUCAUCCAGUUCCCAGCUGAUCAUGAACGGGACCACUUCUUUUGAAAACGGGCAUCCAUCACAGCCUGGUCCACCACAGCUGACGAGGGCUUCUGCAGAUGUCCUUUCAAAAUGCAAGAAGGCCUUAUCUGAGCACAACGUCUUGGUAGUGGAAGGUGCACGCAAGUAUGCCUGCAAGAUCUGCUGCAAGACGUUUUUGACCUUGACAGACUGCAAGAAGCACAUCCGUGUACACACAGGAGAAAAGCCUUACGCCUGCCUGAAGUGUGGCAAGCGGUUCAGCCAGUCCAGCCACCUGUACAAACACUCCAAGACAACCUGCCUGAGGUGGCAGAGCAGCAAUCUGCCUAGCACUUUGCUUUAACCUUCUUCAUGCCGGGCCUGAAGGAGAGUGCUGGUGCAGAUGCCCAGCUCUGUAGAGCACCAAAGGAAGAUGGACGUUAUCUUCCUCACGGCUGCAGGCUCAGAGGCUGCUCUUGUUGGUCAGUGAACAUUUAAGUGUGAUUGUGCCACACACACAAAAGUCUUGGUUCUGUUUAUUGGGGAUAUUACUGUACCUACCUCACAGGGGUGUUGUGAGGCUUAAACAGCUGUAAGCAAGGAACUUGGAGGUCCUUAGAAGCCGCACUGUGGAUAUGAGAAGCAUUACUAUGAUGUACAUUCAGGCCUUGGGCUGAUGGGGAUACAAUCCGUAAAGCUAAGCGGUUCCUUUGCAGGGCAGAGGGGUGAGAGCAUAGUUUUAAAGUAGCACGUUUCAAGAAUGAGAAACUGAAGUGCAAAUUUCCUAUUUGUUUUGUUUUGGGUUUUUUUUUUUGUUUUUCUAAAGUAUUUUGUAAAAGUGAAAGCAUUUAACUGAACGACCUGUAAAACAAGCUGCUGCAUGGUGUGCGGACAGUAAUGCAAGAGCUGGUUACUGUAACCGACGCAGGCCGCGUAUCUUUAAAAGAGAAAAGCAACUUUGGAGGCACCUGUCUGACAUGAUGCUUUAAAACACGCUAAUUAUAAAAAUAGUUCUAGGGUUAUGAAUGUAUGUUUGGCUGUUUUGUAGUAAAGGACACUGUGUAAUGAAGGUGCUUAAGUUAAACCCAAGACAAGUAACUUUUGGACUGACAGAUGUAUAUAUACUUUGAGAACAGCAAGAUCUGGAUGUUUGAGGGGUUUUUUUUUGGUAGAAGCUUGUAUUAAGUGAUAAGUGAAGUACUGUUUCUUGUUCGUGCUAUUCUUAGCAGUAUUUUAACCCAUUUGUAUCUCCUAUGUUAAAGUUCUAUGUACACAGAAGUCUGAAAAGAGCCUGUCUUUGUCUGCUUUGUUAUUUUGAAGGAGAGAGAUAAUUUGUGAUGGCUUUUUUUACCGUGUGAGAUAGUCUCUUGCUGUUUCCAAAUGCUGAUAGUCAAUCUGAUCCCUGUUAUUGUGUAAGCAUAUUGUCCUUUUCUGACACUCUUAUCUCCAGGCUUUAAUUUCCUCCUCCCUCGGUACACUUACUUACUUUCUUUCACAACUGUGGAUUGUUCCUCAGAUCAAGCCAGUCAGGAGCGAUCCUCAUUUGCGAUAUUUAUUUAUGUGUCUCUAUAAAACCUAGUUGUCAAAUCCAGUCCUUCCACUUAAAAUAGUGUCAUAGAUGUACCUCUCUACAGAAAUUUUUAAGGACCUAGCAUAAAUUUAAUUUAAAGGAAUAGCACUGUACACUUUGUAUAGCAGAAAUUCGGUGAUCGUUAUUCUUCAAGUGAAUUGUGUAAAUCUUGCUUUAAUUUCCUCUUCUUUCACGCCAUUGUAACUAAUAAUGUCUGCAGUCCUUUUUCCUUUGUGAAAGAUGCACAUGAACUAACUACUGGCGUUCAGCAUAUUGGGUUUCUCAAUAACAUUUUGGAGCACUUCUGUUGAUAAAUGUUGCUGUAACACGUAGGAGCUGGUUUGGGGCUGCAGCACGUCCGUUCUGCUCAGGAGAGACAGCGGAUUUGCAUUUCCUGGUAUCCAAGUCACAGAGCAUCAGCUUUCUGUUAGUAUAUAAAAAAAAACAGUUUGAAAACCUUCCCCUCUUUAUUUUAUUCUGUAUAGCAAAUGUGUCCAUGUGGUUUCAUUCAGCAGUUUUAUGGAGUCUGUGCUACCUAACCCACCUGGAUGAGUUCCUGUGUCACGUACUCUAGGUGGUCCUGCUCUGGCAGGGGGGUUGGACUAGGUGAUCUUUCGAGGUCCCUUCAAGCCUUUGAGAUUCUAUGAUUCUGAUAGUUAGCCUUCUUAAACACCUUACACUUGGAUAAACUGAACGUAAAAGCCUAGUCCACAGUCCUGUAGGCCCGUUAGCAGGAUGGACUGUCAAAACUGUUGAAGCACAGAAACCAGACCAAAGGAAACACCAAUAUGUUUCUGGACUUGGCUUUAUGUGAAACAGUAGUCUGCUGAUGAAGAAAAAUGUCUUUAUGACUAACCACACUGCUUCACAUUGAGAACAAAAAAAGCCAAAUGUCUGUCAACGAGUCAUUUACACUUUGAGCACGCAAGGUAAACAGGAGCAUGGGAGCACAGUGGAUGAUUGGAUUGAUUCCUUUGAAAUGUUCAGAUUUUGUUACGUAAUUUGUUUAAUGGUCAUAUUUCCGGCUCUUAAUUUUAUAACCAUUAAGGAAAAGUGCUGCAUUUUUUUUUUAAGCACUAGGAUAUGCCACGUUUUGCUUGAUCGUUUUGAUCUCGGGGACUAAGGGCGUUGAGCUAGACUAAACAGUCUCACUGAAACAUUAGUAAAAUGCAGUAUUUUGUACUUCAGUAUUUUCUUGUGUUGCCUUAUUAGUAAUGUUCUAGUUGGUUCAUCUGCCUUGCAUUUCUCUAAUUGGGGAUUUUUAAAUGUUUUGUAUCUGUUUCCCGUCACACACGUGAAUUCCUCGAUUCUUACAAGGCAUAGGAACAACGCAUCUACGUGUGUGAGGAGAUUUGUUAAGAGCUAAUAUGAGCAGGCAAACUGACUUAACUGCACUUUUUAUCCGUUUUUAUAAAAACAUUCUUGUCAUUGUGAAGCACCAGACCUCGUGCAGGAGGACUUCUGUCUUCUGAAAGACAAAAAUCAGCUUGGAGCAUUUUUGGAAGCAGCAGCUUUAAAUGUUUGUUGGCACCCAGUUCAUCUGGAGGUGCACGCUGCAAACCCAGGAGCCCGAGGCCAGCUUGUUGCUUUCCUAGUCUUCCAGUAUGCAGCAAUAUCUCAGAAUGGCACCUCCACUUGGCUACCCCCCACUGUACAAUGAGAAUAUCUCAUCUCAAAGCCUGGUAACGCUGUCCAAGAUGUUAUCACCCUGACUUUCGUUCAAGACCUAACCUUACAGAUGCUACAGUGAGCUCUUGUGUGAAGAUGUCGGUAUGUUAGUAUUAUGAAACAUCUGAAAA
Colius striatus (speckled mousebird) is the source of this 5880-nucleotide messenger RNA. RefSeq names its product zinc finger and BTB domain containing 5 (gene ZBTB5). Lineage: Eukaryota; Metazoa; Chordata; Aves; Coliiformes; Coliidae. The record is from RefSeq and is a predicted model, not a curated record. Gene Ontology annotation, cellular component: nucleus. The coding region runs from base 851 to 2875 and encodes 674 amino acids. The transcript has 4 exons. Gene Ontology annotation, molecular function: DNA-binding transcription factor activity, RNA polymerase II-specific; RNA polymerase II cis-regulatory region sequence-specific DNA binding; protein binding. Gene Ontology annotation, biological process: regulation of transcription by RNA polymerase II.